Messenger RNA from Funneliformis geosporum, 456 nucleotides. The record is from the annotation of a GenBank genome assembly. Lineage: Eukaryota; Fungi; Glomeromycota; Glomeromycetes; Glomerales; Glomeraceae.
AUGUUACAUGUAAGAGAACCCAAUAUUGUAAACAUACUGUCUACUUUCUCGCAUAUAUGUUCAGAGAAAAAGAUGAAGGUAAAGGUAGAAAGACCAGAAGAAAAAGAUUCUUCUUCUGACAGUUUAUCAUUAACUGUGAAUAAUAACAAGCAAAGCAAGAAAAGUAAUAAGUUAUUUGGAUAUGAAUAUGAUCCUGUAACUCUAAAAAAGAUAAAAGGUAUAGGCAGACAUAUGAUUCAGCGGAGUCAUGUAAAUGAAAUCUCCGAGAGCGUGGCUAUUACUUCAGCUUAUGAUUCUAACUCAAAUGAUCCCAACGCCAAUGAAUCUGACUCCGAUGCCAAUAAAUCUGAUUCCGAUGUAUAUUUCAAAUCCAAUGACUCUGACUCUGAUGAUGAGUAUGAUCACGAACUUCAUGAAAGGCUCACGCGUGAAGAAAUGACAAGAAUACGAAGUUAG